Molecule: messenger RNA, 1137 nt
Organism: Galendromus occidentalis (western predatory mite)
Lineage: Eukaryota; Metazoa; Arthropoda; Arachnida; Mesostigmata; Phytoseiidae
Exons: 9
Coding region: 1-1137 (378 amino acids)
Molecular function (GO): protein binding
Source: RefSeq, a predicted model, not a curated record
AUGAAGGGAGAAGGAGGACAGCAGCACAUUCUAUCGGCAUGGCCGAACGAAGUUUCCGUGCACGGCGAUCUGGGAUCGCGUCUCACACUUCAUUGCAACAUAUCCAUCCACAGCUUGGAACAGUUGCAGGCGACAGGCAUUGUAUGGAAAAAGGAUGGUGAAAUUAUUCUGGGACCUCUGUCAGGUUGGAGAAUUUCGAAACAUCAGAUCAACAUAUUGAAAUUGAAUCUGACGCAAAACGACAGCGGCAACUACACGUGCCAACCAGUGGGGCCUGAGCUCCGGAACGUCCCGGUCAUGUCAGCCAGCCUGACGCUCAGAACACCUCCUGAGAAGUUGGCAAACCUCACCGUGACACCGUCCAUCGUUUACACUUCAAUAAGAUGGGCGAUUCAUGGAGACGGUGGCUCUCCGAUCACGCACUUCACACUAGUUUACCAACAAGUACUGCAAAUCCGCGUCAGCUCGCUCGCGCACAAUCUUGAUUCCGAAGCUGUCUCGAAAACCUUAGAUGCGGAGCAUCAUCGAUCGACGCAUCUGCCGAUCCACAUCAGUCCUGCCGCGAGACAGUUCUUCGUUUACCAUUUGCGUCCAAAUGCACUCUACAUGUUCAAAAUGUGGGCGACCAACCGGAUCGGCCGUGGAGAAGCUUCAGUUCUGUACAUAUCUACCCACGUCACAGGCAAUACCACUAUACAAAGUCUCGAAGAAUACAGUAAUAUCACGCUGGCGACGGCGAAACCAAUGAAAUACCCGUCCUUGGGAUAUUCGGACGAGGAUCUGAGUUCCACCGCAUGGCUCAUCGGUGUCUCCAUGGUUUUAUCGACAGUCGUCGUCCUGGCACUCCUGAGCUGCGUUCUCAUCUACAAGGAGGCUUCGAAUGACGACCUGGCAGGUGAAACCUUCGACGACGACUUCAGCCAAACUCGCUCAGCCGCCAUGCAGAUACUUCUCGAUCCAGCCCGAUCGUUUCGCCGAUUCUACAGACCUCAGGUGACCCCCGUUCUCUCUCAGAAACCCGAAGAACGCACUGUUCUCCUCGCGGACAGUGAUUGCAACGACAACUCUGGAAUCGCUCCUCCAAGGCUCAACAAUAACUCUUUACUGCUCCCCUCGUCGCCAGCAAACGUCGUGUAG